AUGUCUAUAGCUUUACGUGAGGGGUUUGCUAACCUCCCAUUGAAAGACAAUCUCGAGGACUUGUUGGUAAGAUUUGUCAUUAAUUGUCCCAGCGAGGAUCUCUCAUCGAUCGAAAGAGUUUUCUUUCAAAUUGAAGAAGCACAGUGGUUUUACUCUGAUUUCAUAAGAACCCUUAACCAUUCUCUACCUCCGCUCAAAAUGAAGGGAUUUUCGAAACAGAUCAUUGACAUUUGUCCUGCGAUUUGGAAAUGGGGCGAUCCAUCUGAUGCGUUGGCGAGGUUUGGCAAAUACAAAUCGACGAUCCCCGUCAGAGGGGUGGCAUUGUUCAACGAGAGUCUUUCUAAGAUGUUAUUGGUUCAAGGGACUGAGUCGAGCUCGUGGAGUUUCCCAAGGGGGAAGAUUAACAAGGAGGAAGAUGAUGGGGUUUGCGCAUUGCGAGAGUGUAAAGAGGAAACCGGGUUUGAUGCUGGGAAAUUGCUCGACGAACACGAGUACGUUGAACGAACCAUUAGAGGGAAGAAUUACAAGAUUUUUUUGGUAAAGAACGUUCCAGAGGAUUUUGAGUUCAGACCGUUGGUAAGGAACGAAAUUAAUGAGAUCAAAUGGAAGAACUGGAAGAAGGUGAUGAAGGAGUGUAGAAACGGGUCGAAUGCGUAUUAUUUGGUGAAUUCGAUGUGCAAGCCAAUUGAUCGGUGGGUGAACAAGCAGAAGGGUAUUAAUGAUGAAGAAACAUUGAAGAAGUACGCGGAGUCCCAAUUGAAGAGCUUAUUGGGUAUUGGUGAGUCCAUAAAGCAUUUCAGCGAUGCUAAGCGACAAAUCGAUGCCGGUAGGGAGAUUCUUGACUUAUUACAUAAACAGUCAACGAAUGAUCAAGAGAAUGGCACAACAAACAAUGGCUUGCCGGAAAUAUUCCAGAAAUUGCUCAGUCCAGUUGAUCAACCGCAGCAGCAGCAGCAACAACAACAACAACAAGAGUUCUUCAAUCCUGGUAUGGCCCAGGUCCCCAACUUGCCGCAUUCAAUGCAACAACAAACGAAUUUUCCAUUACAAUGUUUUGUUCCAUUUUACGGGAUCCCGGUGUUUCCAACAUUUCCUCAACAGAAUUUGAUGCAUCAUCCUGUUCCACAAUCUUUCCCAUCACAGCCACCGAUUCCACCAGCACUGGUUCCAAAUCCAAAUACUUUUUCAAAACCGGUAUUCAACAAUACUGAAAACAAUCCGUUAUUUACAUUGUUACAAAGAAAAGCAUCAUCUAAUCAAGAAACUGCGAAGAAUUCGCAAGGCAGGGAAUUAUUGGGGAUUUUGAACAAGGAAGCUGAUUCUACUGAUGAGAAAAAUUCCAAAGAACUAUUAGUUCUUUUGAAUAAAAAAGAAAAAACUAACGAGCCCGUGCCGUUAAAGGGCCCAGAAAUCUCUAAUAAGGACAACAGUAUUUUCUCCAAAUUAUAUGGUCAGGGUACCGAAGUUGAAGAUCACAAACAGAAUAAUGUUUUGUUAUCGCUCCUUAAGAAGCCUGCCUCAGCCCCUGCAACCGAACCGGUAGAAAGUAGCAAUGAAUUAUUGUCGAUUCUCAAAAAACAGUCUUCCGUGGAAUCCAAUGCCAGCAAUGGAGAAGACCUGGGUAAUGGCAAUCAACUUUUAUCAAUGUUACAAGGGCCUCCAAAAGAUACUUCUUCUACUGGAUCAAAUGAACUCUUGGGCCUUCUCAAAGGUAAACCAAGCCAUGCUCAAAAUGACGGCAGUAAUGAAUUGAUGUCUAUUCUCCACCAACAAAGGCCUGCUACGCCAGCAUCUGGAAAUAAUGAAUUAUUAUCAAUUCUUAGGCAACAACCACAACCUGGGAUCCCGAUAUCCAAGCCAGAACUGUUGGAACUGAUUGAAAGAUCUGCACCUACAUUAACCAGCAACGCUGGCGGUAAUGAAUUAUUGUCAAUUUUGAAUGGUGGUGGGAUGAAUUCACAACAAAAUGGCGGAUCAGAUGAGUUAUUAUCAAUAUUACAGAAACCUAAAGAAAAACCUAAGAACGAUUUGCUUUCAAUUCUUCAUGGAGGGUUAUAA
Molecule: messenger RNA, 2058 nt
Organism: Saccharomycopsis crataegensis
Lineage: Eukaryota; Fungi; Ascomycota; Saccharomycetes; Ascoideales; Saccharomycopsidaceae
Product: decapping enzyme complex catalytic subunit
Exons: 1
Coding region: 1-2058 (685 amino acids)
Biological process (GO): deadenylation-dependent decapping of nuclear-transcribed mRNA; nuclear-transcribed mRNA catabolic process, nonsense-mediated decay
Cellular component (GO): P-body; cytoplasm
Molecular function (GO): 5'-(N(7)-methylguanosine 5'-triphospho)-[mRNA] hydrolase activity; RNA binding; manganese ion binding
Source: RefSeq, a predicted model, not a curated record